Messenger RNA from Cavia porcellus (domestic guinea pig), 4348 nucleotides. RefSeq names its product LIM homeobox transcription factor 1 beta (gene Lmx1b). Lineage: Eukaryota; Metazoa; Chordata; Mammalia; Rodentia; Caviidae. Gene Ontology annotation, cellular component: nucleus. The transcript has 8 exons. Bases 146 to 1357 code for a protein of 403 amino acids. Gene Ontology annotation, molecular function: RNA polymerase II transcription regulatory region sequence-specific DNA binding; DNA-binding transcription factor activity, RNA polymerase II-specific. The record is from RefSeq and is a predicted model, not a curated record. Gene Ontology annotation, biological process: neuron differentiation; regulation of transcription by RNA polymerase II.
CGCCGGGGGCAGCCGGCGGCCCCGGCCGCAACCCCAGCCCCGCGGGGGCCGCGCCUCCCCGGCUCCAGGGCUGCGGCGGCGAGCGGCGCACGGGCGGGUGGGCAAGCGGCCCGGUCGGCUGGGUCCGCAGCGUGCCCUGCGUCCCAUGGAUAUAGCAACAGGUCCCGAGUCGCUGGAGAGGUGCUUCCCCCGCGGGCAGACGGACUGCGCCAAGAUGUUGGAUGGCAUCAAGAUGGAGGAGCACCCCCUGCGCCCCGGGCCCGCCACUCUGGGGGUACUGCUGGCAGGCUCGGACUGUCCGCAUCCCGCCGUCUGCGAGGGCUGCCAGCGGCCGAUCUCCGACCGCUUCCUGAUGCGAGUCAACGAGUCGUCCUGGCACGAGGAGUGUUUGCAGUGCGCGGCGUGUCAGCAAGCCCUCACCACCAGCUGCUACUUCCGGGAUCGGAAACUGUACUGCAAACAAGACUACCAACAGCUCUUUGCUGCCAAGUGCAGCGGCUGCAUGGAGAAGAUUGCACCCACGGAGUUCGUGAUGCGGGCGCUGGAGUGCGUGUACCACCUGGGCUGCUUCUGCUGCUGCGUGUGUGAGCGACAGCUGCGGAAGGGUGACGAGUUUGUGCUCAAGGAGGGCCAGUUGCUAUGCAAGGGUGACUACGAGAAGGAGAAGGACUUGCUCAGCUCCGUGAGCCCCGAUGAAUCCGACUCCGUGAAGAGUGAGGAUGAGGACGGAGACAUGAAGCCCACUAAGGGGCAGGGCAGCCAGAGCAAGGGCAGCGGGGACGACGGCAAGGACCCGAGGCGGCCCAAGCGACCUCGCACCAUCCUCACCACGCAGCAGCGAAGAGCCUUCAAGGCCUCCUUCGAGGUCUCCUCCAAGCCCUGCCGGAAGGUCCGGGAGACGCUGGCGGCCGAGACAGGCCUCAGUGUGCGGGUGGUCCAGGUCUGGUUUCAGAACCAAAGAGCAAAGAUGAAGAAGCUGGCCAGGAGGCACCAGCAGCAGCAAGAGCAGCAGAACUCCCAGCGGCUGGGCCAAGAGGUCCUGUCCAGCCGGAUGGAGGGCAUGAUGGCUUCAUACACGCCGCUGGCCCCGCCGCAGCAGCAGAUCGUAGCCAUGGAGCAGAGCCCCUACGGCAGCAGUGACCCCUUCCAGCAGGGCCUCACGCCGCCCCAAAUGCCAGGUGACCACAUGAACCCCUAUGGGAACGAUUCCAUCUUCCACGACAUCGACAGCGAUACCUCCCUCACCAGCCUCAGCGACUGCUUCCUCGGCUCCUCCGACGUGGGCUCCCUGCAGGCCCGCGUGGGGAACCCCAUCGACCGGCUCUACUCCAUGCAGAGUUCCUACUUCGCCUCCUGAGGGCAGCCGGGCUGCACGGACGCUUGGGCAUGGCCUGGGCUGGGCUGGGACUCGGGCUCAGCCGCCUCCUCACCAGCCUGGCCAGGUGCCCGCAAAGACUCUGCAGACAGCCAUAUGGUGCCCUCCCCUCGGACAGCCGGGCCUGGUUCACGUGCUCAGUGGGCCCAGCCGGAAAGGCAGAUGGGCGCGGCCUGGGAGGGGCUGUGUCCUGCCCACAAAGACCUUGUCACCCUGGGACAGCCCCUCGUCUCCCAGCCCCACCUGGAUGCCAUCGCCUCCUUCUCCCUCCCCGUCUCUUUUUUGGGAAGCUUAAAUUCUCUCUAUUUUUUUAAAUGUCCUCUCUGUGUCCGGCCAACCUCCGUGGUUCCCGGAGCCAGCCCGUGACGAUGUGGGGACUCCGUACCUGGGACCCGAGGAACAUGUGUCCUGGUCCCACUGCGGAGCCCACGAUCGCAUGUCCUCCCAGCCCGAGCGAGAAGCAGAGGUGGGGAGGAGCCGGGCAUAAGUGACAGGCCACCAGGGCCACCAGGGCUCUGCCUGAAGUGGAGGGGAGUGGACAGAGACCCAUGCACACCUGCAGCCCUGCACACACACAGCACAUGCACACGCACCCACACACCCAUGUCCAGAGCCGAGGGAGGCAGUGGGGCUCUGUGACCACCCGGCCACAUCAGCAAGGGGAACAGGGCGAGGGGUGCAGCUGGAGUGGUGAAAGGGGACAGCAGCAGGGUGGUGGGAAGGAUGCAGCUGUGUCCGGGCCUCAGCCCAGCUGGAGCCACCUGGGCAGGGAGGGCAGCCCCGCCCUCCAGCUGGAGUCAGGCUCACAGCAGGAGCUCCAGGUAGCUAAGUACCUGCUCUGAGCAGCCUCUGCACCUCCUCCCUGCCCCCAUGAUGGCUCUCACGGCCUCUGCCAGCCUGGGUCGGGGCCCUUCCCUGCCCAUUUGCCUCUGCCUUUCCCAGCCCUCAGUUUUGCUUCUCAAAGCCAGGCUUCCCGGGUUCUCUAGCUCCUCCCCCCCCCCCCCACACACACACCGGGCUCCAGCUUCCUCUCUAAAGACGUGCAGCAGGCAGCUCUAAACUGAUUUUCUCCCUGACAAGUAGCGGGCCUCGGAGAUCAGGCCCAUCACCUCCUCUGCUUUCGGCACCCCACCUCUGCUAAUGUGGCCAGAGAGCUAGUGAGUGGUUUGGGCCAUGUGACCUUGGAAAGUUACACUGCCCUUUUGUAACGAGUCCCCUAGGCCUAGGACCCAAGUGACAGCUGUGCUACACCUUUUUGUGUGUAGGUAAGCGGGGAGGGAGAGACUGUGGCUUGUUUCCUUACUUGAUUCCAUUACCUGUGGCCCGCUCUGUGACCACUGGUCCUCCCUCCCCAGCGCUGUAAGUGACGAGCUGGCGCUCGUGUCUCCCUGAGGCGUGGGGCCGUGGGAGCCUCUCACUGCCUGGCAUUGGCCUUGGCCCAUGGACUCCCACACAUCUCUGCCUCCCUGGCCCACGAGGGCUGCAGACUAUGCAUCCUCGCCUGUCUCCUCCAUUCUCCCCCUGCAGAGAGGAUGUGAGGGCAGCUGACAGCCUGUCCCAGUGACCCCACACUGGCCCUGCUAAUCACUGUGCCUCUCUGGGUGCUUCGACCCUACUCUGACUUCCAAAUCCAGACUUUGAGCCCUUGAGGGUGAGAAGUGUCUCCCACACCUUGCAGCUCCAUUUGCAGCCUGUGCCACCUCCUGCUGGCCCCAGGCCCCCAUGCUCGCACCCCACCUGGUCACCACCAGAGCUGUCAGAAGGGAGUUUGUGACCCCAGCAGCUGGCCAGGCCCUCCUUUGUUCCUCUUGUCACACAGAGAACAUGGCCAAAGCCUCAGCUCAUGUCCUCUGUCCUCUGGGCUGGAUCUGGAAUCCUUUAGAUCCCACCCACAUGACACAGCUGGCAGACCUGAGCCAGGAGAGGGCAAGUUAGGGGCCGGGCCCUUCUUCCUCCUUUUAGGAGCCCUGGCUUCUCCUGCCUCCACACAGGGGCCCCAGCCAGGAGCUAGUAUCGGGACACCCAUGGUGUGACCUCCAGGUUGUCAGAGCCGCAGAGGCCCCAGAGAGCCCCCAUGCCCGAGGCACCAUUAGCUGUGCUCCCAGGCCAAAGCUCUUCCAGGAGAGGCCAAAGCUCUGUCCCAGUCCUGGCCAGAAGUUAAGAGACCCAUUUCUCAGGUGCAGGAGCCCCGGAGGCUUGGGGAUGGAGGGCUCUGUGGGGUUUGGGGUAAGUGCGGGAAGAUGCAGGAUCACCCCAUGACUGCCCUGAGGGGCGCCCCUCUACUGGGGUGGGGUGGCUGGGGCAGAGCCCAGGGGAGGAGGGAGGAGCUGGGUCUGCUCUGCAGGAAGAGGCAGAAGGUGAGAAGGGCCAGGGCGCUGUGGAGAAGAGCCACGCUCUGUCUACCUGCUGGGGACUUCGAGCGCAGACAGGGGAAGCCAGGCUUUGGUCCAGCCAGGGGCUCUGUGGUUCUGGGACCUCACAGCGGCCGCAGGGACAGAGGGACCCUGUGGUCGUGAGGGUCAGACCAAGGGGCAGGCGGAGCCUUAGGAGAAGGGCCACACCUGGGGGCUACCGUGGAAGGAGCUUCCCGCGCACACGUACACACGCACACUCACACCUGCCACACUUGGAGACACACGACCCACACUCACAGGACCUGGGGCCAGGGGAGCAGCAAGGACCGGCCCACACGCUGACCCCUGGAAGGUGACAUCACCAGCGAGCUCAGUGCAGCAGGCGGGGACCGGCCGGACGCGCCCCACUCCCCUUGUACAGACUCCAUCACUGCCACCCGCCUCCCCACACACAUUUUAUUUAAUAACUUGUCAUUGUUAAAUUAUUUAUUAGCGUUUACCACUCUCACCCUGCCUUCCGCUCUCACCUUCCGCCUCUUCCCACAAGAGCAGAAAACGGAAGCAGAAACGAGCAAAGACAAGACGUCGGUAUAUUUGUAAAUAAACCAACCUGUACACG